ACCGUUAUGGAGGCGAAGCGAGGUGCGAGCUAUGCUAGGGUUUGCAAGUAUGACUUGCGGUGUCGGCCGACAGGCAAUGAGGCCCCUCCUAAAUCAUGGUGGCAGUUUAGAGCACGGCGACAACGGUGCUUUCAGGAGGUCUGGACUCCAUCUGACCAAAGACAGUGACAUUUCUCGUCCUGGGUGUGGGGUUUCGGAAAAAUCCGGCAUUUGGGACACUGCUCGGGAUGCGGGUUUAAAGAUCAACAACCCUAUGAAUGGCAACACCCCCAGCGACUGGGUCAGGGAAGGCUUCUUCGACUCGGGAGUGUCACAACCGAUGAGAACAGUUGUUUUAGGAUUUUGUCCUAUCCCAAGUCAGAUUGUGACAGGAAGAAGGAGAAUGAGCUACAAGCUCUUGUGAAUCGGCAAGCGCCUUGUUCGGUUGUAUCCAAGAUGGUGACACAUGGGGCGAGGACUCCGGAGGUGGGCUGGACAAAGGUGAAAAAGAAAAAAGAUAAGAGAGGCAUGGAGAAUAUCCCUCCUAAUGUCCCUCCAUGUUCUAAUGUUAAGGGGAGUUUAAAAUUGCAGUGUAAUGAUAGACCUGUCCAUGGGUCAUACACAUGUGAUGGGGAUGGACUUCCCUUGCUAUAAACCCCACUAGUUUGGGCCAGGUACAACCCGAUAUUGAAUAAAAUGAGAAA
This is a messenger RNA of Cryptomeria japonica (Japanese cedar), 683 nucleotides long. RefSeq lists its product as uncharacterized. The record is from RefSeq and is a predicted model, not a curated record. Bases 32 to 403 code for a protein of 123 amino acids. The transcript has 2 exons. Lineage: Eukaryota; Viridiplantae; Streptophyta; Pinopsida; Cupressales; Cupressaceae.